Fusarium redolens is the source of this 4080-nucleotide messenger RNA. Its product is annotated as amidase signature domain-containing protein. NCBI's taxonomy places the organism in Eukaryota, Fungi, Ascomycota, Sordariomycetes, Hypocreales, Nectriaceae. Gene Ontology annotation, cellular component: chromatin. The record is from RefSeq and is a predicted model, not a curated record. Gene Ontology annotation, molecular function: DNA-binding transcription factor activity, RNA polymerase II-specific; zinc ion binding; RNA polymerase II cis-regulatory region sequence-specific DNA binding. Bases 1 to 4080 code for a protein of 1359 amino acids. The transcript has 8 exons. Gene Ontology annotation, biological process: DNA-templated transcription; regulation of transcription by RNA polymerase II.
AUGUCUGUUUUCUUCAAAGAGAUUCUACCUGGCAACCCUGUCCAAGCAGGCGACGUCGAGGCGCUACUUGACCCCCUCAACCUCACCAUCCGCCCGGAAGAGUCAUCAGAAUACCAACUCCUCCUCGCAGCAGUCCACGACUGCGCAGAACGUGUCUCCAAUCUUCCCGAUUAUCAACCCGUCCCAGAUAUCGAAAGGUUUCCCCGUCGCAAUAUCCAUCUUCCCGAAGAACACGAGCAAAGCUAUGGUCAUGCAUGGGCGCAUCGUUUCAUCAUCGAAGGCGACAAGUGUUCACGUUCAGCACUGAGUGGAAAGUCCGUUUGUUUGAAAGACUGUAUCGCUGUGGCUGGUGUGCCGCAGUUCUUCGGAAGCGAUGCCUUCCCCGCUUGGACGCCAUCGACUGAUGCUACUGUUGUCACGAGAGUUCUUGAAGCUGGAGCCGUAAUCACGGGGACAGCCACUUGUGAAAACUUCUGCAACUCGACAUCUUCCUUCACAAGCGCUCAGGGUACAAUCGACAACCCACGCAAAGCGGGCUAUUCUGCUGGUGGCAGUACGUCUGGGGGUGCAGCUCUUGUCACAGGUGGUUUAUCCGAUAUUGCUAUCGGUACAGAUCAAGGCGGCAGCAUCCGUGUGCCAGCCUCACUAUGCGGUUGUGUAGGCUUCAAGCCAACGCAUGGGCUUGUCCCGUACACAGGCAUCACCAGUGGUGAUCAGAUCGAUGAUCAUGCUGGACCGCUCGCCAGGACAGUCGACGAGGUUGCUGCUUGCUUGGACGCCAUUGCGGGCUACGAUGGGAUAGACGACCGAUCACUUGGGGUAGCAUCGCCUGGAACCUUUGACUUCUUGGACUCUCUGUCUGGCGCGUCGGUCAAGGACCUCCGAAUCGGCGUUCUGAAGGAAGGAUACGAUAACGACUUGGUGCAACCAGGUGUCAAACAAACCUUUUUCGACACGAUAAACCGACUCAAAGCUCUCGGCGCUAGUGUCGACGAAGUCUCGAUUCCCCUCCACAAAGAAGGGCCAUCGAUAUGGACCAUCCAGCAGCGCAUAUCCGGCUCAGCAGGCAUCCUGGGCCAAGCCAAUGGUCGUCGAGGUCUCUACCUGACUGAGUUCGAGCAAGCGCGUCUCCCAUGGACAUCUUCCCAAUUCGAGAAACUCUUCCCUUCCACCAAGAACACUGUCAUCAAUGGCAUCUAUCUUUCACGCAAUUUUCCGGGUCUUUAUGCGAAGACUGUCAACAUCGGUCGACAAAUCCGGGACGCGUAUGAGCAGAAGUUCAGAGAGUACGACGUCAUCAUCAUGCCAACGACGCCAUUCGUCGCACCGCGUCACGGCUCACGAGAGUCGGUGCUCAAAUCAUUCGAACCCAGUAUCGGCAUGACAAACAACACUGCCAUCUUCAACGUGACCGGUCAUCCAGCCUUGUCCCUCCCGGUUGGUUGGUCAAAGGCUGUUGAUGAUGAAAGUGUUUUAUUGCCGGUUGGACUGCAGAUUGUUGGUGGCCUGUGGCAAGAGAAGAAGGUUCUCAACGUUGCGAAGGCGCUAGAGAGUAGUUUUGAUUGGGAGCGUGAGGGGAAGUCUGUUGUUGAAGAGACGGAGGAUGUUUUGAAUGAAGCGCUACUCCAAGCCUGCCCCACUCACGACUCCAUGAUAAACGAUGUGGGUUACAAUGGGGCUGGAGUCAAUCUACGCAUGUGCCCACAUUGCGGGCGUACCUUCAAACGGACGGAGCAUCUUGAGAGGCACGUCAGAACACAUACCAAGGAGAAACCCUUUGUGUGCCAUUGCGGGGCGUCAUUUGCGAGACGCGAUUUGCUCACGCGUCAUCAAAGGCUAGCCGAGCAUGAGGGCGACGUACCAUCGCCAGAACCUGCGCAAGGGCAAGGGCAUGUAGCUGUUGUACAGCAGAGGAAUGACAGCAUCGGUGACCCAGAUUUGGCUGCGGCAGUGUCACUCUCUGGAUUGAGCGUUGAUCCAUGGUUUUGUACGAGAACGCAACAGCCGAUGCAAAUUCCCGUCGCUGUUCCCCAAACUGUUGAGGAACAAGUCCAGGCUCAACAUCAACCAGGUCAGGGUGAUGACCAAUUUGUACCCAACUUUCUCUCUCCACAGAUGCUUGACAGUGGCGUCGACUUUGAUACUCACUUCCGCGAAUUCACCAGCUUCCUUGACGGUGUCGGUCUCUCUGCGGAGUGGAGUCCCUUCUUUGGCGACCCUGAGAGGCACGAAGAUCCUGUCGAUCCUGGGCUUACACAAGACGAAAACGAAGACACAUCCCCUCGACAGGGAGCGCCGACCAGAGCUGGGACGCCUUUCAGCUCAUGGUUACCGUCUGCGCCUACAGGUAAUCGAAUAUCCAACUAUGUCUCUGAUACGGACAACCCGAGGGCAGUUGACCCUGAAACACGACCAUUCAAAGUCACCGAAGAGCAAAGAUCAAAACUCAAAGCAUCCAUCACAGACUAUUCCCAUCUCCUUGACCCAGCGUUUUGUGUCCCGUCGAGACACGCCCUCACCCGAUAUGUGACCUCUUUCUUCGGUGGCUUUCAUACUCAUAUGCCUUUUAUCCACAUACCGACAUGGCAGAUCAACGACCAUUCACCUGAACUCGUAUUUGGUAUCGCUGCCAUCGGAGCGCAGUACUGCUUCGAGUCGAGAGCCUCGGAGAGGUUAUUCUUCGCUGGAAAAGCUCUGUUGAUGGAGAGACUAAGAAGGGACGCAGACUCAUUUGGUGUGUCCUCAGUCCCUAUACCGCAUGUUGUUCCGCGGAGUGGUCGGCGUAGUGAUGCGGAGAACGAUUCGGCAGUCGAGACUAUCAGGGCCCUGAUCACACUCAUGGGUUUCGCUACCUGGGAACCGAAAGCAUCCAUGGUACAAGAGUCAUUCGCCUUGCAGAGUAUUCUCACUCAAGUCUUACGGAAUUCAGGCCUCGAGGACGUCGACGAGCCUGCAUCGCCAACACCAUCAGAUCAACCAAGCGACGGCAACUCACUCUGGCACGAAUGGAAGACAUGGAUCAGGCAAGAGUCAAACAGGCGCUCGAAACUCAUCGGCUUCUCAUUCCUUCAUACUCAUAGCAUCGCAUACAAUGUUUACCCAACUCUUCGCAGUAACGAGAUCGGCCUUCGGUUGCCUUGCUCUACGAAGGAGUGGAAGGCUCCGACUCCAAUCUUAUGGCGCGCCGCUGCAAAAGAAGUGCAAGAACCACAGCUGUUCUUUCGAGAGGCAUUGUCGCUGUUACUCAAGAACAAGAAUGACUCUGCUCCACUAUUGCCGAUUCCUACGCCAUUAGGCAACUAUGUCCUAUUGCAUGGACUUCUUCAGAGAAUCCACAUCGUGCGAGACCUCAGCCUUCCGAUAACCAGUAACUCCGCUGUUCUCCCGAGUGAAGAGGUUGAGAAACUCGAACGAGGGCUGCGGUCAUGGACGUCGUGCUGGCAACAAGCUCCAGAGUCAACUCUCGACCCGAACAACGAGAACGGACCUAUCCCUUUCACAUCGAGCUCCCUCUUAUCACUGGCCUACGUGCGUAUAUAUCUACACCUUGGCCCGUACAGACAGCUCGAAACGCGGGACCCUCAGCGUAUUGCCAACGCAAUCGCAAAUAGCCCUGACAUCGAGAGAAGCGAUGGUGUGAUUGCUGCACUCCUCUAUUCAGCGCAUAUGAUCGGCAUUCCCGUACGUCUGGGCGUUGAUCGAGUUGCAAGAAGUCAGGCCUUCUUCUGGAGUGUAAGACACUCGCUUUCGGGUCUUGACUGCGCCGUGUUGUUGAGUAAGUGGCUAUCGAAACUUGGGGAAACACUUGCCGAGAAUCCACUGAGUGACAGCGAAGACAGGAUCUUGCACUGGGUGAGAUGCAUCGUUGAAGAGGCAUACACCGUUGUCGAUUUCGAUCAAGGCAUUGACACGGAUAAUCCAAGUCUUCUGGACUUUCGAGAUCCCAGUAACUUGUGCCUGGCAGUUCUCAAGAUUUGGGCACAUUUCUUCAAGAGUAAUACACAAUGGCCUUUCAUAAACAUAAUUGGAGUUGGGCUGGAAAAGUACAGGGAAAUACUUAUUCACAAGAAUAUCGGCUGA